AUAAUAGUCAAUAUGAAGUUUCCAAUAUGUCACCAGCCCACUUGUGAGGCAGAAGCACAGUAUUAUUUAAUGGACAAGAAAGUUUAUGUAUGAGCGGUAGAUAGGGACACUCAGUAUUCGAAAGAGCACAGUUUGAAGCUGGUUCAACCUGAGUCUGUUAAGAUACUUUUGAGGGUUAUUAAUCAGUGAAGAAAGGAAUUAGUCUUGGAUCAAGAAAUUAGAGACAAAAAUAGACUAAUGCUCUCUCCCCAGGAGGAAUCUAAAGGAUUUGAAAUGGCCAUCAAGGAGCAAAGCGAAGACGUGCUCUCAAGACUAAAAGAAGCUGUCGAGUGAAAGGAAUAUUAUAAGUUUAGAUUAUUGUUAAAAGAAGCUCGUCAAAUUGAAGAUAUGAUCACCAAUGAUCCAAUUUUCAUUAAGCAUGCCAUUAAUACUACUUGGAAGAACUCAAUGUCCAUUGCUCGAGGUGAAGAAGACCAAAGCAUUGCAUUUAUUAAGAAAGAGGCUGAACAAAGAUAUGCCGCUUUAGUUGUUAAAACUUCAAAAACAAUAGAAGCAGAAAGAAAAGAGAGUUAUCUGAAACGCAAAGCUUUGAAACAGAAGCAUGAAAACGAUAUGAAGAAUGACAAGAAAACUUUAUACUCCAGUAUUUUCUUUUUGAUUGGAAUUUUGGUGAUGUACCUCUUUUUCUCAAACUUUGAGAUUAAGUAUUCUGAUCAAUGACUCUCAUUUAGAUAUCUGAAAGGAGUAUCAUAUUCAAAAUUUAACAACCUCAGAUUAAAAUAUAGCAAAGCAAGAUCUAUGAUUCUUGAUCUUAAUAAUGAGUUAGAUCUACAAAGAAUUCUUUUAGACAAUUCCACUUCCCUUCUCAACACAACCGUAAAUUCAGAAGAAGCUAUUAUCUCUAAUCCCCUUCCAGAAUUUGAUCAUUCCUUAUGAGAUAUCCUAAAAACCACUAACACCUCUUCCUCUCCUAACCAAUCUACUUCCUCCACCAUCAAAACGAUCACUUUCGAAGACCUAAAGACCCUCUCCUAUAAAACCCCACAAACAAUCUCUAUCAACACCACUCAAAAUACCCUAUCUUUCCACCUCAACUCCACUAGAUAUUAUGUUUCUUUUACUGAUAAAGAUGAUAAGACUUUUUUGAAGAAUUACUUUCCUGGUGAAGUACAGGAGCUAAAUUUAUAUGGAUUUGAGGACUACUUCUUUUACCAACAAAUAAAUGAAUUUAAGCAAAUUGCUCCAAAAGUAAAGAAGAAGAUUUCUAUUUUUUGCUAUCUAGAAAAUAAUUUUAAAUUACAGAAAGUAGACUUUGAGAUCCUCAUUCCUCAUCUCUUACAUGUUGAAACAAUAGAGUUCUCUAACUGUCAAAUGGACUUACCAUCAACCUUAUAUCUUGACUAUGGUGUACUUAAGAGUUCCAUCAAGACAUUGCAUUUUGACAACAUUGAUCAAUCCUUCUUCAAGCAAGGAAUGAUUCGAUCUUCAAAAUUCCAAAAACUCAUCGAAAGUUUCUCCAAAAUCAAAAAUUUCAAGGAAAAUUUGGAGACAAUUAAGAUCACAAACCUCAAAUUUUUUGAAGAAGACAUCCAUAAUGCUCUUAACAGGUCAAAGUUGAAAGACGUCAGAAUUGAUAGAGGGAGAAUUGAUAGAGAUUAGGAACAGAUAACAUAUAAUUUAUCAGAGGUUUUCAACCUG
Messenger RNA from Moneuplotes crassus, 1698 nucleotides. The record is from the annotation of a GenBank genome assembly. Lineage: Eukaryota; Ciliophora; Spirotrichea; Euplotida; Euplotidae.